Molecule: messenger RNA, 480 nt
Organism: Benincasa hispida (wax gourd)
Lineage: Eukaryota; Viridiplantae; Streptophyta; Magnoliopsida; Cucurbitales; Cucurbitaceae
Product: cucumber peeling cupredoxin-like
Cellular component (GO): plasma membrane
Molecular function (GO): electron transfer activity
Source: RefSeq, a predicted model, not a curated record
AUGAAUACAUCAAUGAGUUCCUUUGCCUGCCUCUUCUUCUUCCUCGGAGCUCUCGUACACGUCAGUGUUGCCGUCGAACAUAAGGUCGGAGGCAAUUUCGGUUGGAACCUACCAUCGACUCCCACCUUCUUCUCUGAUUGGGCUAACAGUAGACCUUUCUUCGUUGGCGAUAAACUCAUAUUUGAAUCAAGAGCCAAUGAGACUCACUCUAUUGGUCAGCCAGAAUCUCAAGCAAAUUUUGACGGGUGUGUCAAGCCAGGAUUUUUUUUCAAUAAAAUCAUUUUCAUUUCCUUGGAUCGACCGGGUCGUCGAUAUUUUAUCUCGACCAUUGGAAAUGACUGCAAUGCAGGCAUGAAAUUUGCUGUUAAUGUUUUACCAAAACUUGGAACGAUACCAAACUCCACAACCAAAGUUGGGGCAUGGCCUGCGCUUCUCUUUGCUCUUGCAAAUAUCAUGGCUAAUUCUCUCUUCUUCUUUUGA